GAGGACGAAACAAACAGCUACCAUAAGUAAACCCAAUACCUCGUGAUCCCAAACCCAGUCUUCACCCACAAUGGCGCCCACACUCAACGUCGGCGUCUUCAUUUACGCUGGCGCCGACAUCAUGGACUUUAGUGGCCCCGUAGAAGUCUACUCCACGCGCCCACCCCCCGGCACGCCGCAAGUCUUCUCCGUCAAGACUUUUGCUCACACAAACCCCGUCGGUGGCGAGAAUAGCGUGCUCGUCUAUGUCCCUGGCGCCUCGUUCGCGGAAGUCGAACAGCAGCUCGAAAACUACGAUAUCCUCGUUGUCCCUGGCGCGCACCCGGAUAUCAUUACGGAGUUUGUUGCUAGCGAGCAUGGACAGAAGACGCUGGCGCUUCUGCAGAGAUUCGCAAAGUUGCCGCCGAGAAAGGAGGCAGGGUAUCGGAUUCUGCAGUCUGUGUGCUCGGGGGCUGUUAUCUUGGGUGCGGCCGGUGUGCUGGCGGGACGGACGGCGACGACGCAUCAUAUCUGCUACGAUAUGCUGAAAGAGUAUGCGGAUAAGGCUUCAGGUGGCGAUUCUGGGAUUAACAUUGUGAAGAAGAGGUGGGUGGAUGGCGGGGAGACGGAGGCUGGCGUACGGAUUGUGAAUGCCGGAGGGGUUAGCUCGGGGAUUGACGCGAGUCUUUGGAUUACCGAGUUGGUUGGUGGGAAGGAGCUGUUCCAAUUCACGGAAGAGAUACUGGAGUUUGAGAGACGGGGAGAGGGGCAGGCAUGGGGAGUGAAGCAGGCGUGAGAUAUGUGAAUGUCCGCUUGUAGUACACUGUUGUUGGGUGUGCUGAUACUUCACAUAGGAUUUUAAACUAACUUCUAUAUAUUCCAAGGUAAAGCUAGAGCGUUCUGUAUACGACAUUCGACACAUCGAUGUCGCGAGUACACCCUCGACAACGUACUCGAGAGUGCAACGUCUUUCAACCCAAUCCGAAAAUCCGUUUUACUGCCAUUACACUAUGGUUGCCAAUAAAUUCUCACGUCAAAUUACUAAUUUGACGACAAAGUCUUCUA
This is a messenger RNA of Paraphaeosphaeria sporulosa, 1044 nucleotides long. RefSeq names its product class I glutamine amidotransferase-like protein. The transcript has a single exon. NCBI's taxonomy places the organism in Eukaryota, Fungi, Ascomycota, Dothideomycetes, Pleosporales, Didymosphaeriaceae. The record is from RefSeq and is a predicted model, not a curated record. Bases 71 to 775 code for a protein of 234 amino acids.